Molecule: messenger RNA, 2612 nt
Organism: Megalops cyprinoides (Indo-Pacific tarpon)
Lineage: Eukaryota; Metazoa; Chordata; Actinopteri; Elopiformes; Megalopidae
Product: receptor-type tyrosine-protein phosphatase V-like
Exons: 11
Coding region: 64-1212 (382 amino acids)
Biological process (GO): protein dephosphorylation
Molecular function (GO): protein tyrosine phosphatase activity
Source: RefSeq, a predicted model, not a curated record
CUCGCUGGGUCUUUCUGAGGCCUCUCUCAUAGAACCAAUUCUUAGGACAAAGCUCUGCAAAGAAUGCGAAAACUCACAUCUUCUCAAGAUAUGAGAAGCACAUCAUCACGGGCGCGUGCCCUACAGGAACUGCAGCUGCGCUGUAAGGCACUGAGCAACAACGAUAACGCUGGCUACCGCCAGGAAUUUAAGGGGCUGGAUAAUGUGGGGCAGGAAUUUACCAGCAGGGCUGGUGAUCUGGACGUCAACAAGAGAAAGAACAGAUAUCCCUUCAUUCUGCCUUAUGAUCACUGUAGGGUGAGGCUGGCCCUGCUGAGCUCCCAGCUGCACUCUGACUACAUCAACGCUAGCUAUGUUCCUGGUGGUUUCUCGAAGCGUGAUUUCAUCUGCACCCAAGGACCCCUUCAAAACACAGUGGCGGACUUCUGGCGUAUGGUGUGGGAGCAGAACGUGCGCGUUAUCGUCAUGGUGACCGUCUGCAUAGAAAAUGGCAGGGUGUUAUGUGAGCCAUACUGGCCUCAGGAGAGGAUUACAGUGAGUUAUGGAGGGGUACAGGUGACCACGUUGUACCAGCGUCGUGGCCCUGAUUCCCUCAUCACCACAAUGCACCUGCGCCAGAUGGGUAGUCCUGGGGAGAGGAGGAUAACUCAUUACUACUACCCAGCUUGGCCAGACAGGGGGGUUCCCCAUAACAUUGCUGCUUUCUCUGCCUUCACUGAGCUUUUGCGGCAGCACCUUGACAGCAUUCCACACAUUGGCCCUGCCAUUGUCCACUGCAGUGCAGGGGUGGGGCGCUCUGGAACCUUGGUGGCCCUGCUGUGGCUGAUGCAGCUGUGUGUGCGUGGCGUCCAGCCGAAUGUGAGAGCGGUGGUCCGUGACCUGCGCAAACACAGAGUGAUGAUGGUGCAGAACUUGGAACAAUACAUAUUUGUUCACAACUGUCUGAUGCACUGGCUGAGUGAAGAGACAACAGGACACAAACCACGGGAUGUGGACAGCCGGGGACCCAUUCCUCCUAAUAAAGUGAAGGAACCCCGUCGCCCUAACACAGAUGAACGUCCCACCACAGCUCAGAGGGGCAGGGGAGACCACGAAAGCCAGCGGCAGCAUUCCAAACAUAGGCCGACAACAGAGCCCAGUGGCAUGAGCAAACUGCAUCCUGGGAACCUCCUGCGCAAGCUGCUGCUGAUCUCAUCACCUUCACAGACAUGAAUCUCGGACUCUGUGCCAUUAUUCUGCAGACAGCUCCUCAAACCUGUGUAACCCGACACUAACAGUGUGGUGCUGGUGCUCUCACACAGCAGAUUCCUGAAAGCGGUCUAUCCAGUUCUUCUGGCUAAGGUGCGCCUCCCAGCACGAGUGUUAUGACUCUUUUGUUGUGGUAGUCAGUCAUGCAAAGUGCUGUCAGUACAAGACCAACAUGGUUUAUUGCCACUUUGCCAGCUGAAAGGAUGCUGAGGGUGGUCUUUACAUACUCAUCCAUCAGUAAACCAUCUGUAAAUACACAGAAGCAUUGCUGAAACAGGUGACAGCAGAUGGCAGCAGUACCACUGUUUCUGUGGCUUAAGGUUCAGAAAACCGUACUGAAUGUUCUCCAUGGACUUUUUUAAUGCGCACAAAACCUCUUUUCAGUAAAUAAAGGCAAAGUCAAUUAAGGACCCCACAGAUGAUUAUAGUACUAUUGGAUACACAUAAAAUGUUGUGAUAGCCCAGCUUAAAAGAAAAAGCGCAUGAAAGAACCAGUUUCUGCAGUGCAUUUAAAACACUGCCUGUUUAUGAUUUGUAAUUUGACAAUUUCUAAUUUGACAAUUUUUGCAAAAAUAAUAAAAUGAAUUCUGGUUUAUGCUUGCUUGGAAGUUUUGUCUGUACCAUUACUGUGACUUGGACAACAGGAGUUGUUUCUAUGCUAACAAUUUUUAAAAGAUGAGCAACAAAUUCCUUCUGGGAAGAUAUGAAUUGAGAGUCAUGCAGGAAGGCAUACUCACUCAAAAAACUUUCCAAUACAAUUCCUAUAAGAUUUUCUUGAGUCUGACUGCAAGAAUAAAGUUUAAUCUUCUUGCUUUGGGGAGGUCUUGAGUAUGGCUGUUCUGAACAUAACCUUGCUCAAUCUAUCCACAAUUCAUUUAAUAAUCUCAGUUCACAGAGAACUAUCGGCUAUUAGGUUUUGCAAAUUACAAGCACGUAACCCUCUACUGAAGAUGGAGAAACCGCGUAAUGUUCACUACUAAAACGGAUGCCGUUGUCUGCACGUGUGGGUGGGGCCAACUCCUAGUGGACAAAAGACAGUUCAGGGUUUGGAAACACCUCCCUACAACCACUGUAUGUAAGGCACCUCCCAAAAGUAGAAACAUUCACUUCAUACAGCUCAAAACAACAGGACCCAAAUCACUGGAUCCCGCAAGAAGGACACCUCUUCAACAUAGCCUGUUCUCGCCCCUCCCUCCCAUCAUAGUAAAGAAAAAGCACACACACACACACACGAAGGGACUCACUGUACAAAAGGCAUGUUUGAAAGCACGUGCGUCGCCAUUCUCCAUAAAUGACUACAAUACCAAUACAUACAAUAGAUAUAGAGAGAUGGAAAAUUAAAAACAAAACAAAAAAAGGGAAAA